GGUCAGAGUGUCUGUGAGGUUGGCCUCUGCAGACACAGCCCUGAGGUUCCAGGACCCAGAUGUGGGUGGAAGUCCUUCAGGAGGCCCUGAGUACCCUCCCUGAGCCAUGGACACCUGCGAGGGACCACCCAUUGUGUCCUUGGUACCCACGUAUUCCAAGGUACUGCUGUGUGCCCUGUGGAAGCCAUGAAGAAGACAAGGACUCAGCUGACAGUCACUAAAUGGAAAGGGCUGGGUGGAGCUCCACCCCUGGAACUUCCUCUUUCUCUGCCCUCUUCCUCUGUGCCUCCUUCUCUCAGUCUCUCUCUUUCUCCGACCAUUAUCCCCCUGGUCCCCUGUGGCCAACACCUCUUCUGUCUGGGUUCCUCAAGCUGGUCGCUCCCCAUCUAGGAGAAGAUGUCAGCCCAGGAGAGUUGCCUCAGCCUCAUCAAGUACUUCCUCUUCGUUUUCAACCUCUUCUUCUUUGUACUAGGCAGCCUGUUUUUCUGCUUUGGCAUCUGGGUCCUCAUUGACAAGACCAGCUUUGCGUUCUUUAUAGGCUUGUCCUUCAUGCCACUGCAGACCUGGGCCAAGGUCCUGGCUGUCUCCGGUGUCCUCACCAUGACCCUAGCCCUCCUGGGUUGUUUGGGUGCUCUGAAGGAACUGCGCUGUCUUCUGGGCCUGUACUUUGGAAUGCUGCUGCUCCUGUUUGCCACACAGAUCACCAUGGGGAUCCUCAUCUACACUCAGCGGACCCGGCUGGAACGAAAGGUGCAAGAGCUGGUGUUGCAGACGAUCCAAGGUUAUGGUGCCAACCUGGGUGAUACAGCGGCUGAAGAGAACUGGGAUUACACGCAGUUCCAGCUGCGCUGCUGCGGCUGGCACUCUCCCCGGGACUGGAUCAGCGCCCGAAUGCUGAAAGGAAACGAGUCUGAGGGGCCCUUGGUGCCCUGCUCCUGCUACAACUCCACGGCGACCAAUGACUCCUCAAGCUAUGAUAAGCUCCUCUCCCAGCGCAUGGGGACCGCUGACCUAUGCACUCUUCCCGCAAAAGCUCCCUACUACCGCGAGGGCUGCGCGCAGAGCCUCCGGAAGUGGCUGCACAACAAUCUCAUCUCCAUAAUGGCUAUCUGCCUGGGAGCUGGUCUUCUUGAGCUCAGCUUCAUGACGCUCUCAAUAUUCCUGUGUAGAAAUCUGGACCACGUGUAUGACCGGCUGGCCCGGUACCGCUAGGCCUGGCCCGUCGCAUCGGCGCCCACGCACCUCCACGCAGCCAGGAAAUGUUUCCUUCCUGGCUGGUCUUAGGGCUAGUGCCUUGGGAUUCAAUCCCUGGGGAUCCAAGUGUCUGCCCUUACCGACAGUCAUCACUUCCCCCACGGGGCCAGGGCCUUCCUUCUGUCCCCAGCUUCCUUCCCCAUCCCCUCCUCUCCACACCAUCUGUCUGCCACCUCCCACACGAUACCUCAAAUAAAUACCCUUCGUUUUGGUAAAAA
Molecule: messenger RNA, 1472 nt
Organism: Myodes glareolus (Bank vole)
Lineage: Eukaryota; Metazoa; Chordata; Mammalia; Rodentia; Cricetidae
Gene: Cd37
Product: CD37 molecule
Cellular component (GO): plasma membrane
Source: RefSeq, a predicted model, not a curated record